Molecule: messenger RNA, 4284 nt
Organism: Linepithema humile (Argentine ant)
Lineage: Eukaryota; Metazoa; Arthropoda; Insecta; Hymenoptera; Formicidae
Product: tripartite motif-containing protein 2-like
Biological process (GO): protein polyubiquitination; proteasome-mediated ubiquitin-dependent protein catabolic process
Molecular function (GO): protein binding; zinc ion binding; ubiquitin protein ligase activity
Source: RefSeq, a predicted model, not a curated record
GACGAACGUGCGCAGCUGUAUGUUGAAUGUGAGUCGCUGCUGGCUGCGCUCCGCAGCUGAUGCGGCUCGUCGUCCGUUCGCCGCCGUGUUGCUGCGCCGUGUGUUUUGUUUAUAGAAAAAUGCGCCGUAUCGAAAUUCGACGUUGCCCCGUUGCAAUCGGUGAUCCGUGUUAAUUCCAUGAUCGACGUCGCGCCUGUGCAUGUAUCGCGCGAUAUUCCUCCCGCACGAAGCUUUCGGAAAAUUCGGCGAGGAAUCUCCGUCGCGAGAAAACCGUCGAGGCUGAUCGGUGAUGCGGCGCACGGAAUCGGACGCGACGUCUGACAUCGCUCUCUCCGUAAACGUACAGCGAACUCGCCGCACAAUGGAUCGUAAGGGGCGAAGGUAGACAAAGGGUCGCCGGACUCAAGUCGCUUCUCGCGGCCGCUGCGAAUGGCUGUGUUACCAAGCGUCCCGGCGCGGCUGCAUUUAUUUAUAUGCACCCGAGACGUACGACCGCUGGCGUAAGAGAUGCGUCGUCUGAUCAAAUGAAUCUACACGCUUCCAACGAGGGCUUCUCGUCCGCGAAAUCGAAGUUAAACCAGUGCACCGCGUAGGGUUUGUCCAUCCGACGGCUUCCGUCGCGUUUACUUUCGCGAAUUGUCCCUCGACUUCUCUAACGAGGGUGACGCGUUCGCGAGGGUUUCACGGAAAAGCGGAGCAGAAUGCGCUUUGGUGUUUGGAUUCUUCAGAGUUUCUAAGCAGAAUUCGUAGUGAGUGAUAGGGCUGCAUGCACUAACGCGAGUGGUGAAGUGUGUGUUGAAUAGAGCGGUGAUAUAUCGGAAUAUAGCCAUUAUGGAAGCAUUGCGUUUAGCUAUACAGACGCGGCUCGGGGAGAGGAUGGUCAGCAUGAGCUCCAUGCUUGUGGAGACAGUCAGCAUAAAUUAUGAGGAUUUUAAUGAAAGUUUUUUAACUUGCGGCACCUGUCUCUGCGUUUACGAUGGCAGUGAGCAUACGCCUAAAUUAUUACCAUGCUCACACACGGUAUGUUUACAUUGCUUAACAAGGAUUGCUGCAUCCCAAACACGAGAGACAGGAGCGUUUAGAUGUCCCAUUUGUAGAGAAUUAAUAACAAUUCCUCGUGGGGGAGUACCAGCAUUGCCUCCGAGCUUUCUCGUAAACCAGCUGUUGGAUCUUAUGUCCCGGCAAAGACGAGAGGUCAUCCCAAAGUGUUCAGUCCACAUAAAUCAGGAAUUAUUAUUUUGUGAAACAUGUGAUACAGUGUUCUGUACAGUGUGCACUAGCGGCACACACGCGGGAACAUCGCCUGGAUGCACAGAACACACUAUUAUCCCUUUUAGUAUUGCGAUAAAAAGGAUGUCCGAGAUACUGCUUUACAAAGCUAACGAGUGUAUAUCCAAGUUAACACAGGCGCAAGAUUCUGUAAGCACGGAGCUGCAGCGUUUGGAGGCUUCCACGGAGAGAUGCUUGAAUGCAGUAGACACAGAGUUCGCGGACAUCAUCUCGAAGAUGGAGAGACGUCGGGCGGAAUUGCAAGCUGCCGUAACUUCCGCCGCUCGCGACAAGAAGCACGUGCUGGAGGAGCAACAUUCUCUUAUCGAGGCGGAGAAGACCAAGGUGGAGAGAGAGUGCGAAGGAUUGCAAUAUCAGGUCGAGGUGCGGAAUAUCACCCAACGUAUAAACAGUCUAUCGGAUCAGCUCGACGCGGCGACCGCUCUCAGUGAACCCAAAGAAAAUGCUUUUAUCACGUUCGAGUUUAAUCAUAACGACGCUGUCUCCCAUUUGGAGCAGGCACUGAGUAAUUUAGGACGAGUACGUUCCAGUACAACGUUACCAGGUUUGUGCCGAGCCAGACUGAAAGAUUUAGCGAUCGUGAAAUUGCAAACAAUCGUUAUCGUCGAAACGGUAGAUUACCACGGCCAUCCCCGAAACGUCGGCGGCGAUCUCAUCGGCGCUGAGUUGACACUGGCGGAUAAUAUACAUGCGGAUAAUCAAAGCGCUUCCAUCGAGGCGGAAGUGAAAGAUCUCGAGAACGGAACUUAUGAAAUUUACUUCCGGCCACCGACUGCAAACCGGUAUAUUUUGAAGAUAUCCGUGUUCGAACGACCUAUAAAGGAUUAUCCGCUAUUUUUCGACACGACGGAGCACAAUGAACCCAUUAAGAUCUACGGAAGACGCGGUAAUGGAAAAGACGAGUUCCACCAGCCAGUUUCGGUCGCGGUGGACGACGAAGGAAUGAUUUAUAUUUUAGAUACUGGAAAUUCUCGCAUUAAGGUACUGAAUUGUGAUUUAGAGUUUCAAAGGCACAUAAGCAAUGAAGGCUUGGAAGGCCGCAGUUGUACGGGAAUUGGUAUCUCUCAACAGGGUCUCGUAGUCGUGAAUUGGCGAACGCGAAAGAUUACAGAAAUGACUUUGAUAGGCGAUACAAUCCGAUCCUUUUCGCAUAAUGCAUUUCAAGAACCCAUAGAUAUUGCAGUGGACAAAAGUUAUGGGCAUAUACUUGUCGCUGACAAUGGCCAAAGCUGUGUAUUCGUGUUUGACUCAGACGGCAAGAUAUUAUUCCAGGUUGGCAAGAGAGGCACGUUCAAGCUAAUCAGUUCUGUGACUGUCGGUCCGGCCGGUGAGAUUUUAGUUGCUGACAGUAGGAUUCAAGUGUUUUCCGCGAAGGGAGAUUUCUCCGAGGAAAUCUAUUCCGAGGGCAAAGGAAAAGGCACGUACGGAGGAAUAGCGGUGGACGUGGAUGGCAAAAUAAUCGGUACUCGCACGGACAAGGGUCGUAGCAUAAUACAAGUGUUGAAGCUAGGCGGAGGUAAUAUUUUAACCGAAAUUGACUCUCACAGCUCGAAGCUGCGACGUCCGUCGGGCAUAGCUGUGCUGCCGGACAAUCAUCUGGUGGUGGUGGACUUAGGUAAUGAUUGUAUAAAAAAGUAUAGAUACUGGUAAGAAACCAGUUUUAUUUGAGCAUCAAAAUUUCGGUUGCGGAGCGGGAAGAGAAACUCUAUUGCGAAAAUACCAAAACUGAAUCUAAUUUAAAAUUAUUUAUUCAAACUUUUGUGGGAUGUGUAGUUGUAACGUUACGUAUUAUAUAUUACGCGUGUAAUACCUAUGUUUUUAUAAAUUUUUAUAUAUAGUUUAAAAAGUUAUGAUAAAACUUUACGUGGAUUGAAAUAAUAUCGGAAAGGAACUUGAGUUCGCGAUAUGAAGCAGUGAAUAACGUAUUACAAUUUAUGCUUUGCCAUUUUCCAUAAAGUGUGUUUAAUUUUCUUGUUUUUUUUUUUUGUGUGUGUUCAAUAUUUCUUUUGUCUCUCGCGCAAUACACGCGGGGAUAUAAAGUUUUUCGCCGUGAAUAAGACAAAGUCAUUUGAAAUGCUCAGUACUUAUUGUAUGUAUACCUUUUGUAUUUUAUGACUGUUUAAGUCGCCCCCGAUUAAUAUUUAAUCGUUUGAACGCGUAAAACAACUCUAUUGUUACUGACUAACCUAGAUACACCCACGAGCGGCGAUUUCGUUCUAUUCCAGUUUUGUUAAAUUAAAUUCGAAAGGUGCUUUUCUCUGAUUCUGCGGUAAACACGCGUCUAUAUAUGACAACAAUUGGAAAAGUAAAUUCUGUUUUACCUUACCAUUAUUUUUAAUUAAUAUAUUCAUCGUAUUUCAAUGCCUGACUGUUUAAUUUAACGCUUGAUUUGUUUUCUCAAGGAGCGAAUCAUUGUUCAUGGGUGUAUAGUAUUAAUAUAUAGAAGUUGUACACUGCCGGUUCAUAUUCUUUUACAUCUCUGUCAUGAUAGAGCGCAGAACUUUAUAUUACAUAAAAUAAAGCACACAAUAGAUUGCCUAAAUAUCAUACUGUUGAAAUCAUACAAAUUUUAAUUAAAUUCUAAACAUUUCAUUAAUCAUCAUGAAACUUUGAAUCAAAUUUGAAUUCAAUUUAUGUUUCCGAUACUACUCUGCAUUUAUUAGUUAUAUUCAUUCGACAUCGCGUUUCUUACAUUUGUUCAUUUAUAUUACGCGAUUUAAGAAAAACUAGUUUUUAUUUCUGUUUUAUCCUAUUUUUUUUUAAUGUGAAGCAUUUAUUAGCAGAAUAAAUUCGUAACAGUUUCUUGUUUUUUAACGAGAAAUUUAAGUUAUAUUCACUUCGGCACUACGUGAUGUUUUAAUUAACUAAGUAAAGCAUAAAUUAUAAUUAGUGUAAGAUAACUAGGCAGAAAUAACUAGAAAUAUGUUAACAUAUUGUACAUAUAUUUUUCAGUAUUAUCAUACAUUUGAUAGAAUUGACAUGGUUUGUUUAUCU